This is a messenger RNA of Sungouiella intermedia, 2142 nucleotides long. NCBI's taxonomy places the organism in Eukaryota, Fungi, Ascomycota, Pichiomycetes, Serinales, Metschnikowiaceae. The record is from the annotation of a GenBank genome assembly.
AUGGCGUCUGUGCUCCCCAAGAAGAGAGGUGCCCAGACCCAGAACAGAGCACCCACGGCCCUCCAUGAUCUCUCCAAUAAAGGACGAGUCAUCUCCAGAUCAGCAUCAUCAACUAUACGAAAACCUUCGACCAAUCGUCAUGUUAGCCGAGGUGACAUGUUUGUGGAUGAUGCGAACACGUCACUUGGUGAGGAUGCCAUCCAUUUCCACGAGAACAGGCUGACUAUCAUGUCCAAUUUCGAGGAGUGGAUCAAACUCUCAACGGACAACAAGAUCACAUCGAAGAAUUCCUGGCAGUUUGCGUUGAUCGAUUAUUUCCACGACUUGAAUGUCAUCAAGGAUGGUGAUAACAUCAACUUCCAGAGAGCAUCUGCCACAUUGGAUGGCUGUGUAAAGAUUUACCUGAGUCGAGUGGAGUCUGUAGCAUCAGAGACAGGAAAGUUGUUAAGUGGAUUGGCCACGAAAAAGGGCCAGAAAGAACUCGAGGAAGAUGAAAGCGACAGAGAGGACGGCGAUGAUGAUGUUGCGGCCGAGAAUUCUGGGAAGAAAGAACGUAGAAUCAACAGGGUGGUGGAGUCUACCUUGGUUCCAUUCGACCAACUCAAGAUCAAGAAGUUGGACCAGGAGUUGGCUAUCGACCCGCUCUUUAAGAAAGCUUUGGCGGAUUUCGACGAAGGAGGAGCUAAGAGCCUCUUGUUGAACACACUCAACAUCGACACUUCGGGUCGAGUCGUGUUUGAUGCUACAACUAAUUCCAUCAAGGAAGAUGAGGACAAUGAAGAAGAAGAUCCUGACAGUAUGCAUGUUGAUACUGGUUAUGUGAAUAUGUCCAAACUACGUGGCAUGCUAGGGUCAGAUUUGUCGGAAUUUGAUCUGUUGGCUCUUUGUCCGUCUAUCUCUGAAUUGAAACUAGUAUUGAAUGAUGUGGGCAAUGCCAAGUCAGUGUUGAGCGAUGUUAAUAGCAGAUUCAAUGCCGAGGAGGAGAGCGAAGCUGUGACACCCUUUGCUCAAGAAGAACCCCUAAACUUUCCUGAUUACGAUAUGGACAUGGAUUUCGACGACAAGAACAACAACGUGGCCAAUGAGGAGGAAGUAAACAUCGUUAAUAUCGAUGAAAACAUGCAAAACCUCGAAAACGACAACCACGACACACCCACUCACGUGGUGACUACAGGGAAAGUGCUAGACCAGGAUUUGAUGGCAUACUUCGACGAGAAGAUGAAAACUAACUGGCGAGGGCCAGAGCACUGGAGAGUUUCAGCGCUUAAGCAUGCCAAAAAGUUGGAUAAGCCAGUUGCAAAGUCAGGAACGCCGCAGCCUGAGACAGUCAAGAGGAAACGAAAAGAGCACAUCGUGGUCAACUUUUUCGAAGAGGACGAUGAUGACCUUCUAGAGGACCUUUUCCAGAAACACAAGAAUCAAUUUCAAAUUUCUAAGAGACCCGAGGAGCGUAAGAGCGAAGACUGCCACAUCUUGCCAGAUGAUAUAAAGUUCAACUCACAGCGGUUGGUGAAUUUAUUCAUUAAGCCGACCAAGUCAAUAGUCACCUUCUCGUCACGCAUGAAGCCUGUCUUGGUAACCGACGAAGAUGAAGACCAGGCUCGAAUCUACACAGAUGAGAACUUCUUUGCUGGUAAGUAUUUGGAAAGAGAAAAGGAGCGUGAGGAGGAAAGACAGGAAAAACUUGCAGCAUCUUUCCACCAAGCCGAGAUGGAGGAUUACGAUAACUACGAUGGAAUUGACUUUAAUGACGUAUUGGGUGGCGUUGAUGAUGCUGUGGAUGGCAUAGAAGAUAUCAAGGAAGAGACUGGCAGCCAGUUUGUAACCGGCGGACGGAAAGCACGACCCGAAUAUGUGAAUUUUUCGAAGGUUGCUAAACGAGUCGAUGUUAAGUUGCUCAAGGAUAACCUCUGGAAAUCAAUCAAGCAUGAGACCAGAGAGAAGACACCAGGUGAAGAGAAAGAAGAGACCAAAACUUUCAAGAAUGUGGUGGAUGUUAUUGGCGAGAUGUACCGCCCGGAUGAGAAGAAGGACUUAUCGACGAGUUUCUGCUUUAUUUGUCUUUUACAUUUGGCAAAUGAGCAUGGUCUUUCGAUCGAGUCCACGGCCAUGCACGACGAUUUAGUGAUUAAAGGAUUUUAG